Molecule: messenger RNA, 3518 nt
Organism: Moneuplotes crassus
Lineage: Eukaryota; Ciliophora; Spirotrichea; Euplotida; Euplotidae
Source: the annotation of a GenBank genome assembly
GACUCUGAAUGAAUAAAAAUUUAGAUAAAUGGUAAAUAAUAUGAGAGCCGCUUUGGUAGGACUGGGGUUCCCUUUAGUGACUCAUGCAUGGCCUUUUAGCGUGUUUAGAGCCCCAUCCCACGCAAAAUCUGAAUUGGUUAAUCCUCACAUAACUUUUGGCUAUAGGAAGAUAAUCAUAAGCCCCUGAAGAAGUUCUUCAUGAAGCUGAUAAAUGCCUUUUCAAAUGAUAACCAAAAUAAUUCUUUGGCAGUAUUUGUAGAACUUAUGAGCAAGUAUUCAGACCAUUUACAAAAGAGACAAGCUGGUUGACAUAUACCUAAAGAAGAAGAAACAAGUCUCAGAUUGUUUCUUCUUCAAAAUUUGAGCGAAUUAUUUACUCAUCACGACCUAAACGAGGAGUUUACUAACUUCUUGCCAAUCCAGCGUAAGGGGAUUUCACUUUUGACUGAAGUUCGGAUGAAGGACAUUAAUUUACACAAAAAGAUUAUCGAAAUACUUCAUAAUAGAAAGAGCGAAGGCCCAAUCUUAGAGGACGAAGGACAGAUCAGUAAGUUAUUGGAAAAACAUCCGGAAUGGGACCACAGAUUCAGAAUUUUCCUCAGUAAUAAUCAGAAUCAACAAGAAGUUGAUUAUGAAGAGGAAAAGGACCCUCUUCCCUCUAAAACCGUACAUCAUAGUAGUAGAGAAGGGAAUAAGAGGAAACUAGAUUCUAAAAAGGAAGUUAAGAAACUUGAAAGAACACAAACUAAAUUAAGAGAAGGAUGAGUAAAUAAGUACGAAGUUUCGAGAAAUGAAGUCCAAAUUGCCUUAGAUCAGAAUGAGGAAUCUGGUAAUGAUGCAUCUGAGCCUCACAGUAUUCCCGAAGCUCAGAAAAUUCUUGACCAUCCUGAUGGAAAGUCUCUUUCCAAAACAGAAGCUCAGUUCUUUGAUGAGCUAAAGAAAAUCUUGGCUGACGAUGAUCUCUAUUUCGAUUUUCCUGACCAGAAGGAGAGUCUCUACACUAUAAUAAUAAAAAUGUUCUCUUUGUAUGUGGAAGGAAUCUGAGGAGCUGAUGAACUCUUUGAAAUCCUUGACAAGCCCUUCAAGCACAUUGACGAAUUUGAGCAAUUCAAGAACUUCUGACUCAGCAGAGAAGCUAAUAGAAGGAAAGAAGAUAUUUGGUAUUUCAAAAACCUGGACGAGACAAAUUUAAAAGAAUGAGAAAGGAUUGAUUGAAGUUAUUCAACAAUUCCUCCUUCAUUUCCAAUGUCAGAAUAUACAGGCCAGAAGGGUACCUUCAUUCCUGAAGUUGUCAAUCACACAGUUGUUUCAGUCCCUGUAGGAUCUGAAGGAAACUUCACCUUCAAAGCUAAGAAUAAGCACGAAGAUGCAUUAUUCAAAAUUGAGGAUGAGAGGUAUGAGAUAGAUCAAUGAAUCAACCAUUCUGAAGACUGUAUAAAAGCUCUUGAAAAAGCAACUCAAGAUAUUAAUAAGCAAGGAGCUAACUACGUGUACGACCCAAGUGUGAUUACACCUGCCAGACUCGGAUGGAUCUAUCAAUGCGUUGCAAAGAAUUCAAAAUAUGUGGAUUUGAUCAAGAGCUUCCCUGUAAAGGUAGUCCCUAUCAUAUUGGACACUAUGAAAAAGUUUUUGUCAGAUUUUAAGAGCAAAAAGGCAGACAUGCAAAACAAUUGGAACCAAGAAUGAAUCAAACACUGGGCUAAAUCUUUGGAUCAUAAAUGAUUUCAUUUCAAACAGAAUGAAAGAAAGACUCAACUCACAAAAGAGUUGAUGGGCCAAAUGAAAGAAAGGAUACUGAAAAGCAAAAAUCUGGCUAGAAUUCAAGAUCAAAAAGAAGCCUUACAGUUUUAUUCAGGCCUACAUUCUGAGAUGGAAGUCGAAUUCAGAAUGAAACUUGAUAUAGACCCUGAUCAUCCAAUGCUCUUAGCAGAUGAUCUCUAUUUUGAGAGAUUUGAGACUUUGCCACAGUUCAGAUUUUUGAUCAACGAUGCAGAUAAUUUAAAACUACUGAUGAAAUAUCUAUAUGCCUAUAUUGAUAAUCAAAGCGGGCAAAGUAAGAGGCAGAAAGACUUCUUGAUCUCAUUUUCAAAGUACUUUCUCAACAUUGGAUUCAUUAAGAAGAGUCUAGACUUGCUAGACACUAUAGAGCUUCCUUCUGAAUCAAUAGAGUUGAUUAAGAGCACUCAAACAUUUUACAAGAAAUAUGGGUCUUGUGAAGUUGAAGAAAAAGAUCACUUCAACAAUUUCUUUUCAGAAGAAACAAAAGAUAUUGUAGUGAAUGUAAGAACCAACAGAAAAGAAUCUCUACAUAAAGCACCUGAUAUGCACUUCUCUUCACAAGAGGAUAUCUUAGAGUCUGAACCUGGAGAUUCUGAUGAGGAAGAUAAGGAACAAGAGAAAUUAGCCUCAAAAUUUGAAGGCUACAUCCGGUACGAUAAAGAUCAAGAAUUUUCCAAAAGGGUCAAAGCAGCUAGAUUUCUCCCUUUAUUUAGUGAUGACCAGACUCUACUUUUUGGAACAAAGCAUUUCUACUUCAUGAUUCGGUACUUCAUAACUCUUUACGAAAGAUUCGUGUUGAUUAAGAAAGCUGUAAUUGCCAAGUUAAGAAAAGAUAUUGCCGAAAUGAAGGAGGAAAAACAGCUCGAUGCCUCAAUACUUGAAACGAAUUUUGAAAAACUUGUUGAGAUAAGGUUUAGAUACGCCAUCGGGGUCCUUUUCACAAUGGCAAGGAAUUCUAAAGAAAUCUCUGUGUAUGAAGACUGUCUGAGACAACUGCUUGGAAUGCAAGCGUAUAUACUAUUCACUUUUGAUAAAGCAGUUUCUAAUUUUUCAAGAGCUAUUAGCUCUCUGAAGAAUGACAAUACAGCAUAUGAAAGCUGGAAGCUUAUUAAGAAAUACGAAGGCUUUCCUUGCAAGUUUAAAGAAGAUGCUUACUAUAAUGAUUUUAUUAGAAUAAUCCCAGCCGGUGUUGAAAAUGAAGUGUUCUUCAGAUUUGUUUACUGUUCUGAAACAGGUAUCAUCACUUGACAUGGCUUCAACUUCGAGCCUUUUACAAGUAAUGUAGCUCUGACCCAGAAAAUCAAAGAUUACAGGAGAGAAUAUGUCAAAAGAAAUGAGCCUAUAGCAGUUUCAACUAAUAAUGAUGUGACUUUGAGCUACAAGUGUAAUGAGAAUACAAGCAAAAAUGGCUCGAUGAAAAUUCUAUUCAACCCAGUCUACUUAAGAAGAAAUUUGAAGAAAGUUAUUGAUUUAGGAAAAUCUACUUUGGAUCAAGAACCAAGUAACUCUAAUGUAAGAGUUGGCAACAAUCUACAAAGCAAUUUUUCACAUAAGGAUCUGAGUCUAAAUUUCAGACAAGGGAAGGAAGAUCUUAUCAUCAGAAAGCGCCAAAAGAUUUCAGAAGAAGCUGAACUUGAGACAGAGAUUCUGAACUCUGUUAAAACGCAUCAAAUCAUAUAUGGAAAGCUCUCUUAAAGAGCAGGCAGGAUAAACCUUCGUUGGUAAUCUAAGAAGUAUUU